AUGAUAGACCUGAAGUUGAAGGCCUCCGUUGUCGUCUCCUGCGUCGGCCUCCACCCAAUCCUCGUCCACGGCGGCGGGUCAGAGAUCAACAGCUGGCUCAAGCAGAUCAACAUCGAGCCCCUUCUCCACGAGAGCCUUAGCGUUAUUGACGCCAAGACGAUGGAGAUCCGCAAUGGAAAUCCUUUAAUUUCCUCCUCCUGGUGCUUGGAAGAAAUUCUAGUGACCACAAAUGUCGAGAGUCUAAGAAAGCUUAAUCGAAAGCUAUCGGUGAUUUGA
Linum trigynum is the source of this 276-nucleotide messenger RNA. The record is from the annotation of a GenBank genome assembly. NCBI's taxonomy places the organism in Eukaryota, Viridiplantae, Streptophyta, Magnoliopsida, Malpighiales, Linaceae.